GGAGAAGAGAGGAGAGGGUAAGACGAGGGAGAUGAUUUCUUGUAAAUGGAGACCAAUCGUGGUGAAAUUCGUGCAAAAAAGUAAUUCGCAACUUCUGAUAUCCUGAAUCUCCUCUCCCUCUACGUCCUACGAUCCUCGUAGGGGCGCAAUCGCCACGCCUCCCCGUGUCUAUAUAAGCAUCGUCUACGCAGAGAAAUCCUCAUUCGCAUCCCGAACAUCGUCGAGUACGAAGCUUGACCGGUGUACUUAUCUUCUCAUAUCAAAAAAUAUAAAGAUAAGGAGAGAGAGAGAGAGAGAGAGAGAAAGAGAGAAAAUAUUCAUUAAAUCAGAACGUUUUACGGUGUUACGAGAAGUUAAUUUUUAUCUCUCGUAUUUUUUAUCGAACGAUAUCCAACGAGAUAGACAGAGAGAGAGAGAGAGAGAGAAUAUUGUUGGGGAAUAUAAUAAAAAGAAAGAGAUAGAAAGAGAUAAGAAAAAUGAAGUUCUCUUCAGUGUGGUUGUUAUUCUGCUGUCUCGUCAUCCUGGCUGAAAGUACCCUUGGCAAUCCCUAUUUUGACGAAGACUCGCUUGCUUUAGUACCGGAAGAAGACUCAUUACAAGUUGUAGACUCAGACUAUACAGACAAUGCCUUGGAGAAUUUAAUGCGAGCGGCUCAACAAAAGCGUUCCUCGUUGAUUCAUUUGUUUAGACGUGCCUGCAUAAGACGCGGUGGUAACUGCGAUCACCGACCGAAGGAUUGUUGCUAUAGCUCGAGUUGCCGUUGCAGUUUAUGGGGUUCUAACUGUCAGUGUCAACGGAUGGGUCUCUUCCAAAAAUGGGGUUAAAUUGGACGAUUAUACAACACCCCUUAAAUGACCC
Messenger RNA from Vespa mandarinia (Asian giant hornet), 858 nucleotides. RefSeq names its product xibalbin-1. Gene Ontology annotation, cellular component: extracellular region. The record is from RefSeq and is a predicted model, not a curated record. Lineage: Eukaryota; Metazoa; Arthropoda; Insecta; Hymenoptera; Vespidae. Gene Ontology annotation, molecular function: ion channel inhibitor activity.